GAACUGAACUUGUAAAUACUGUUGACAACAUGGUCACCGCCGAACAGAGGAGUUAGCUACCUCGCCGUAGAAGGGCCGUGCGGGAGCGAGGAUGAGUGGGGGCCGUGGUGGUCACGGGGCCAGCAGGAGGCGUGCGGCGGGGGUGGGGGGGCGAGGGGCUGCCGAGCCCCCGGCGUUCAGUGACGACAUCAUGUGUGAGGUGCAGGCCCUCUUCAGUAAGGUCAGAGGUUACCGGCGGCCGGAGGGGGAGGAGUGGCGGCUGCCGGAGGCGGGGCUUGUGCUGACGGAGCCGCCCCACAUCCACCCGCGACUGCAGCAGCUCAAGCGCUCGCUCAACGCCGUCAAGAACCGGCUCAGCGACCAGGACCUGGACACCUGGCACCAGCACACCUGCGCCACCCACAGGGCCGGCACCGUCACUGCACACCUGAGGAGCACGGCCAACGCUGAGCUGUGCACGCAGGCGUGGGCCAAGUUCUACGAGGUGCUGGGCACGUUCGAGCUGCUCCCGGCGGUGGCUCUGCAGCAGGGCGAGCUGCACUCUGUGCACCUGUGCGAGGCCCCGGGCGCGUUCGUCUCCGCGCUCAACCACUUCCUGCGUAGCGGCGGCGGCGUGCCCUGCGACUGGACCUGGGUGGCCAACACGCUCAACCCCUACCACGAGGCCAACGGGCGCACACACACCAUCGCCGACGACCGGCUGCUCGCCCGCACGCUGCCCUGGUGGUUCUUCGGCUCGGACAACACGGGCGACGUCAUGCGCCAGGAGCACCUGCUGGAGCUGCAGGCGCUGGUGCGUCGCCACGGUGACAGCCAGGGCACUCACCUGGUGACGGCGGACGGAAGCUUCGACUGCCAGGAGGACCCUGGGGAGCAGGAGGCGGCGGUGGCUCCUCUGCAGCUGUGUGAGGCGGUGUGCGCGCUCAUGGUCCUAGCGCCCGGCGGCUCGCUGGUGCUGAAGGUGUUCACGCUGCUGGAGCACUCGAGCGUGAGCCUGCUCUACCUGCUGUGCUGCUGCUUCCGCCGGCUCCGCGUCUUCAAGCCCGCCACCAGCAAGCCGGGCAACUCCGAGCUCUACGUGGUGUGUGUGUGCUUCCGCCCGCCCCCAGCACUGCGCCCCCUACUGGCCAAGCUGCUGCGGCUCUACGGGCCCGACAUGACCAGAGGGGGCGCUGUGGCGCUCUUCCCCGGCCGCUGCAUUCCGCGCUCGUUCCUGCGGCAACACGAGGAGCUGUGCGCCUUCUUCCACGACCUGCAGGUGGCCACCAUCACGGAGAACCUGGAGCUGUUCGCGCUCUCGGGGUCAGAGGUCGCGCAGAGGAUGGAGCCAAUCAGGGAGUGUACCGCACUCUACUACACACAGCGCUUCCAGGUGCGGUCGCUGUCGCGUAAGAGCUGGCUGACGCGCGGCGUGUGUGUGAGCGGCGUGUGGGCACUGAGCAGUGUGUGGUCCAGUCUGUGGGCGGGGCCUGGAGCGCCGCAUCACCAGCGACAUCAUCAGCAGCGCGGCUCCUACAACCAGCGGCAGCAGCAGCGCACACACACCUGGCGCCAGCGCCUCACACACACACCCUUCCACCAGUGGGCCGAGGGCCACCGCACACACACACACACGCACGCGCACACACACCCCACGCUCAGCGGGCCGCACGGACACGACCCCCUCACCUGGUACCUGGUGGUGGGCGGAGCCUUGGAGCAGGUGCGCAGCUCGCCCUUCUGUGAGCCGGGGCUGCUGGGAUUGCUCAACCAGGCGCUGGCGGAGGAGGGCGGGGGUCAGGGGGUCGGAGGUCGCGGGGGGGGCAAAGGUCAGAUGCUGCCCGUGUGCUUCGGCUGCGUCGCCGAGUCACCGCACGUUAUGCUGGCAGAGCUGAGCGCCCGCCCUGAUGUCACUUCCUGCCUGGUGCUCGGCCAGCAUUCCUGGUGGGGCGUGUCGCCCUCGUCGCUAGGGGCCGUGUCGCCGUCGCUAGGCUGCGCGGUGGAGUUCUGCCCUGACCCGUGUCCGGCGCCCUGGCUCGGCGACCUCCGACCCCUCCUGCACGACGGCGAGCCCUCGUACCAGCGGGACCUGCUGCGGGCCGUGCUGGCGGCGUUGCCGCGGCUACCGGCGGGCGGGGCCCUGGUGGUUCCGCUGCGCUCGGCUCUGACGCGGCUGACGUCCGGCCUGCUGCUGGCGCUGCACCUGUGCUUCCGCUCGCUGGAGCUGCACUGCCCCGCCCCCGGCCCCGCCGUGUGUGUGCUGUGUGUGGGGUUCCAGCCCCCCCCGCCCCCCCCCCUAAUGAGCGCGCUGCAGGGCGCCAUGGAGACCAUGACGAGGCUGGAGGAGGAGGAGGGGGGCGGGGCCAAGCAGGUGCUGCAGAUCGCCCCCAUGGAGGAGCUGCUCCGAGGGGACCUACCUCACUUCCUGUGCUGCCUCAACGCCAACGCCGCCCGCCAACGCCUGCACCUCAUGCUGCAGCACUGAACACACACACACACACACACACACAUUACACACACACACACACACACACUCACACACACACACACCAGCCAACGCCUGCACACACACACACACACACACACACACACACACACACUCACACACACACACACCAGCCAACGCCUGCACCUCAUGCUGCAGCAGGACUGAACACACACACACACACACACACACACACACACACACACACACACACACACACCAGGCAACGCCUGCACCUCAUGCUGCAGCAGGACUGAACACACACACACACACACACACACACACACACACACUCACACCAGGCAACGCCUGCACCUCAUGCUGCAGCAGGACUGAACACACACACACACACACACACACACACACACACACCAGCCAACGCCUGCACACACACACACACACACACACACACACAGUGUGAAUGAACUGGAGAAUAAUGCGGAUUUGUGGAGUUUAACCAGCAGCCUUGUUGUUUUCAUAAGACUUUUAUUUUGAAACAAAGCCUACCCAAUUAAGUCCUUCCUGUUUUUUUACUGUUGAGAAUCAUGCUGCAUUUUUUAGAAGAAGAAUCUGCUUUUAUUUUUAUAUAUUUAUACGGGUAUGGAGAGUUCUCUGUGAUUUAACACUGAUGUAUCAGCUGCCUGAGUUUCUUUAUUAAACAAGUGUGAAUAAUCCACUA
Messenger RNA from Sardina pilchardus (European sardine), 3143 nucleotides. RefSeq names its product cap methyltransferase 2 (gene cmtr2). Gene Ontology annotation, molecular function: methyltransferase cap1 activity. The transcript is spliced from 5 exons. Lineage: Eukaryota; Metazoa; Chordata; Actinopteri; Clupeiformes; Clupeidae. Gene Ontology annotation, biological process: 7-methylguanosine mRNA capping. Gene Ontology annotation, cellular component: nucleus; cytoplasm. The record is from RefSeq and is a predicted model, not a curated record. Bases 92 to 2464 code for a protein of 790 amino acids.